GUUAGCUCUAACAGUGGCUGAGCGACUCUGUUCACUAAAAGCUUUACAUUCUCCAAUAACAUAUAAGUACAGCUUAUGUUUUACCGGGGCCAGAGUGUGUGUGUAUUAAAGCAAUGUCGGAAAGAAAGCGGAAAAGAGAGAAGGAUGAGACGCGACACCACAAGAAACACAAAUCACCCAAACAUGAUGUGGAAAAACUCAAGACACACAAGAAGAAACUCACCCAAGAGGCUCAGCAACUGAAGCAUAUCGAGACCUUCUAUGAGAAACCUCCACCAGGACUUGUUAAGGAGCAUGAAGAGAAACCGGAAGACUGUAUCCCUGAUGAAUCAGGGAAUGAAGAAGCCAGGAGGUUCCUGGCCCAGGCCCCCACCAGGGGGCUGUGGAUGCCUCUGGGGAAGGAGGUGAAGGUGAUGCAGUGCUGGAGAUGCAAGCGUUAUGGUCACAGGACAGGAGACAAGGAGUGCCCUUUCUUCAUCAAAGGCAACCAGAAGCUUGAGCAGUUCCGAGUGGCUCAUGAGGACCCAAUGUAUGAUAUAAUUAGAGAAAACAAAAGGAAUGAAAAGGAAACCAGGAUCCAGCAGUUGCAGCAGCUGCUUCAAGACAGCACCACCUCCUCUUCCUCCUCCGACUCAGACAGCUCUUCCACUUCGUCGUCUUCCUCAUCAGACCAACAUCGCAGCAAAAGGAAGAAAGGGAAGAAGGAAAAGAAGAAGAAGAAGAAAAGCAAGAAGAGAAAAAAGAAGCGAAAGUCCUCCAAAUCGAGCGACUCCUCGGAUUCAGACUGAAACCUCGGAGCGGUCUGAUUGAUCAGCUUGACUACUACAUGCUUCAGCCGUAGAAGAGAAUUAAAGAACAAGCAACUAUUCAUCCUAGACUCUAGUGAAGUGUGCACUGCACAGUGCAUCAGUAACAACUCCUUAGGCCUCGUGUAAAGGUUUGAAACUAUAAAAAUUCUCAAUCCACGCCGUGCAUGACUUCUCCAAGUCGUUUCAUUUGCCCCAGGACGACAGCCUGAAUUUACAUCCCCUUUGUGAGAUCUCGUAGCACAGGGACAGAUGCUGUUUCUACUUAAGUCAGUACGUGUGUGUGUGUCUCAGUACAUAUUUGGGCAGGAACAAAAAAAGAAAAGGCAAAAAGCAUGGACAAUGAACAUUCAGUAAAAGCUGUGGAUAUAAAAUGAGGCCAGUGGUAUGAGUUUCAUGGGUUCAAACAAGACUGCGUAUCAUUAAGAGAUUGUAUUUUCCACCCUCUCUGAUGGCCUUCCUGCCGCGUUGGUAUUCAAAAGUGAUUGUAGUGCGUUUCAUAUACAGAAGCUGUAAAAAAAAAAAAAAAAAAAAAGUUUCUUCUUUUUUUUUUUUUUUGCAUAAGCCAACAUGUUUGAAUGCUUGUGACAGCGCAGAAAUGUUUGGACAUAUUUGAGGUCAGGAUAUGAUUAUUUGUUCUGAAAAGCCACAAAAUGAGGAAAGAAUGUAUCUGAGUAUAUUCCUGUAUUCUGAGAAUAAAGAUGUUUCUCUCUC
Molecule: messenger RNA, 1520 nt
Organism: Cololabis saira (Pacific saury)
Lineage: Eukaryota; Metazoa; Chordata; Actinopteri; Beloniformes; Belonidae
Gene: rp9
Product: RP9 pre-mRNA splicing factor
Exons: 6
Coding region: 114-788 (224 amino acids)
Biological process (GO): RNA splicing
Source: RefSeq, a predicted model, not a curated record